GCCUCUGCCUCUGCCUCUGCCUCUCCCUUCUCUCUCUCUCCCCCACUGCGCUGCGCACCCGUGUCAUCCUUCUCUCAACGGACCCCCAGGCGGUUCGCACUGCCUUAACCCACUCCCUAAUAUCCCAGCCAGGGUCAGUCUUCAACCACCAUCCGUCGUGUCCGCUGCUGGGUCUGAAGUCGCUGGGAUCUCUUCGCUCGAGUCGAAUUUCUUCUUCUCUUUCUUCUCCCCCUUCCUCCUCCUCCCCCCACCCGUGCCCAGCCAGCGUGCGUAGCAUCACCUGGUUUGCCUUCAAUUGCACGCGCUCAAUCAACUCUAGCCUGAACGACAAUCGAAAGGAACCAACUUCCAGGUCCGUGUUCUCGCGAUAGGGGCCGUUUCUCGAGGACCAUCUCACCUUCUUUAAUUCCUCUACGACAUUCGCUCUUUCCCGCCGUGGAAAAUUAAUCGUAAUUUAAUCUUUCACCAACUGUUACUAUCGUUUGAGAACGUCACGAAAUCGAUUGCGCCCCGACAAUUCGACUUCUUCAACCUAAACUAAUCACACAUUCACUCACUUGUUUGCUCAGGAGAGCAGUUUUUGGCUACGAUUAUUAACCGCCCAACAUAUCUCCAUCGAUCAUUGCAUCGACCACUCCAGACCACUUUCGACAACAACUCUUCGACGAAUCAGGCAAAUCAUUCAAAGCUCUUAUCCCGACGACCAUGACCUAGGUGUUAUUGAAGCUUAAGACAUCACCGAUUCCUGCAUCAGCUUGUCGAACUUUGUCUACCACGCCAACCCAAUUCUGCAGAUGGCUGCACUCAAGCAAGACACGGUCCCUUCGAGGGCUCGUCAGUCGCGGAACUAUGUCACCCCUAAGAGUGUCAUUCUUGGCUUACUUUCUACAUCACCAAUGGUUGUUUCAGCUCAAAAUUCGAACUGCAUAUCUUUAAAGGAUUCAAAAGCUUGCCCAGCAUUCACAUCCGCAUCCAUCUCUACCGCAGAUAGUCUGCUUGACUACUUCCCUUUCUUGCGAUAUGUUUCCGACAGAGCAUCUUUCGAUAGCCAGCUUUCGAACUAUGUGCAGAGAGAUUAUGUCCAGAGACAAUAUCAAUCCUUGUUUGGAUGUAGCAAUCUUGACUUGACUAACACCAGCGACUUGUAUGCUCGCUUCACCACGACCGUGUUAUGCAAUUCCAUUGUCCAGAACUCAAUUGAACCCUGUGGCCUGUCAGCAUCGCAGUCGCGACCUCUCUGCGCCGAUAGUUGUGCCGAGUAUGCCCAAAGCGAGGCUUAUAUAACUUCAGACAACGAGCUCUGUUCGAACCCGUCAAGCAAUCUGCUACAGCUGAUCAGAGCAGACUUCACGAACUGUGCCCUUCCUGGUGGCUCCCUGGACAGUAAGACAUGUAUUCCAGCAAUCGAGAACGAGUCACAGAACUGUGGCUACGGCAACAGCACCGUGGGACUCUGUACCUAUUGUGGUUCAGGCGGCCUUAACUCGACCGACACCUGCUGUUACAACUCAAAUGCCGAGGAACGAUGCAAAGAUGUCACAUUACCGACUUUGACCGCCACCAUGACGUUUACCCGAGUAUCACCAACAUCUUCAGCUACUGAAUCGAGCACUGCAGGUAGCGGGAAUGACAACUCCGAUGAAGAUGACGAUGAAGGAGGGGGAGGAGGUCUAAGCGGCGGAGCAAUUGCUGGCAUUGUUAUUGGCGUUCUUGCUGGCCUAGGUCUACUUGCCCUUGGUCUCUUGUGCCUCAGAAGGAGACGACGACCGAGCAGUCCCAAGGGAAGCAUUUUCAACCAGCCGUCGCCGGCCCGACAAGGUGGAACAACCAUGGCUCAAGCAGCACCCUCCGCCGCCCCUCAGGGAUAUGAAGUUCUUCCCGGUGGACGAAUAGCACGGAUGUCUGCUCUCGAAGGUCAUUCUGGCGAUUCACCUUCUCAUCAUCGCGAUACUUCAUCAGCCGCCGGUGGUAUUGGUGCCGUAGGCGCAUACCCUCGCAGGGAUCAUUCAUCUUCUGACGAGUUCACGUCAAGCCCACCCUCGUCGGAAACGCGUGGCGGAGUCCUUCGUCCACCACCUACUAAACCUCGACGACACGGCUCACUCUCAAGUAGUUCGGCCCUUGGCAGCUCUGUACCGCAGUCCCCAUCUAGUGCUGGGGGAUUCUCAUCGCCUCAAGGCGUCGCUAGCCAACAAUCUGAGCAGUUACCAUUUUUCAAGGAUUACUAUUCUCAGGACGACAUUCACCCCGGUGACCGAAUAGCUGUUCUUUGGGCUUAUCAACCACGGGCAACCGACGAAUUUGCCUUGGAACGGGGAGAUAUGCUCAAGGUUGUGGGCAUAUGGGACGAUGGUUGGGCAACAGGUGUAAUGCUCAACGAGCGGGCAGAUGAGUGGGAGGCUCGGCGACAAGCUCAACGCGAUAGUGGCGUCUCGAACGCGUCGGGUCGCCGCGAUAGUUCCCCUGCUGCAGAGGGCGAAAUAAAAGCAUUCCCUCUGGUUUGUGUCUGUCGUCCCGAGCACUGGAGGAAGACGAUUGAGGGUGAUGGAUCGACGGAAACUGGUUCCAAUGGCUUCAAUGCUCACUCAUCGUUCUCAUGAUUAAUACAGUCACGACACCUUAACUUGAAUACGGCCCUGGAAGGUACACGUUAUCGGUACAUUGGUUUAAUGGCUAUGGCGUUCUGGUUUCUCGACACACCCUGUUGGCAUCCGCAGCACAAACUUGAUCCGAUAUUUUCGCAAGUUCAAUACGAAUAUCACUUUUCACGCUCCGCCGUUCGGAGAUAUCCCAAUCCCGAUCAACUUACCAACCAUCUGUAUUACGCCGUUGUUCGUGUUCGACCUAAGGAAUUAUGACGAAUUUAGGACCUAGGUCCUUACUUUCAAUUCUAGCGCUGAAUUAUAUACCCGGUGCGAACCACCCAGGAUUGCUGUUUUGCAGAAUUGAGGAUGACAGUGCAAGUAAUGCGUGGGGAAAACGAGGGGACGAGAGGAGAGAAGAUGGCGGCAAGAUGAAGUAGCCGCACCACGUUCCUUACGCCUUCAAGGCUUCUUAUGAUGAUGUUCAAUAAAUAAACACUCACUACCAUAGAUAGAGCACCUUCUUCAUGGGCGGCUAUGACGCCUAACGACUUUUUAGCGAUACUGCAAAUAAGUUCAUUAUUUUUGAUGAUUUACCCACU
Fusarium verticillioides 7600 is the source of this 3184-nucleotide messenger RNA. RefSeq lists its product as hypothetical. The record is from RefSeq and is a predicted model, not a curated record. The coding region runs from base 795 to 2600 and encodes 601 amino acids. Lineage: Eukaryota; Fungi; Ascomycota; Sordariomycetes; Hypocreales; Nectriaceae. The transcript has 3 exons. Gene Ontology annotation, molecular function: protein binding.